Messenger RNA from Haliotis rufescens (red abalone), 1386 nucleotides. Its product is annotated as proline-rich extensin-like protein EPR1. NCBI's taxonomy places the organism in Eukaryota, Metazoa, Mollusca, Gastropoda, Lepetellida, Haliotidae. The transcript is spliced from 3 exons. The record is from RefSeq and is a predicted model, not a curated record. Bases 1 to 1386 code for a protein of 461 amino acids.
AUGACAAAGAAACAAAAAUCAUUCUGUCAUGUGCAGCAGCACCUGAACCUGCCACUGGGACAGCCUCUCCCAGCUACAGUGCCUCAGGCCAGGAGCCCGACCCAUCUCCCAGCUGCAGUGCUCCCAGCUACAGUGCAUCAGGCCAGGAGCCCGACCCAUCUCCCAGCUGCAGUGCUUCCUGCCAUGAGCCCGACCCAUCUCCCAGCUACAGUGCUUCAGGCCAGGAGCCCGCCCAUCUCCCAGCUACAGUGCUUCCGGCCAGGAGCCCAACCCAUCUCCCAGCUACAGUGCUUCCUGCCAGGAGCCCGACCCAUCUCCCAGCUACAGUGCUUCCGGCUACAGUGCUUCAGGCCAGGAGCCCGCCCAUCUCCCAGCUGCAGUGCUUCCGGCCAGGAGCCCAACCCAUCUCCCAGCUACAGUGCUUCAGGCCAGGAGCCCAACCCAUCUCCCAGCUACAGUGCUUCAGGCCAGGAGCCCAACCCAUCUCCCAGCUACAGUGCUUCAGGCCAGGAGCCUGACCCAUCUCCCAGCUACAGUGCUUCCGGCCAGGAGCCUGACCCAUCUCCCAGCUACAGUGCUUCAGGCCAGGAGCCCAACCCAUCUCCCAGCUACAGUGCUUCAGGCCAGGAGCCUGACCCAUCUCCCAGCUACAGUGCUUCCGGCCAGGAGCCCGACCCAUCUCCCAGUUGCAGUGCUUCCGGCCAGGAGCCUGACCCAUCUCCCAGCUACAGUGCUUCAGGCCAGGAGCCCGCCCAUCUCCCAGCUACAGUGCCUCCGGCCAGGAGCCCGACCCAUCUCCCAUCUACAGUGCUUCCGGCCAGAAGCCCGACCCAUCUCCCAGCUACAGUGCUUCCUGCCAUGAGCCCAACCCAUCUCCCAUCUACAGUGCUUCCUGCCAUGAGCCCGACCCAUCUCCCAGCUGCAGUGCUUCCUGCCAUGAGCCCGACCCAUCUCCCAGCUACAGUGCCUCCGGCCAGGAGCCCGACCCAUCUCCCAGCUGCAGUGCUUCCGGCCAGGAGCCUGACCCAUCUCCCAGCUACAGUGCUUCUGGCCAGGAGCCCGACCCAUCUCCCAGUUGCAGUGCUUCCGGCCAGGAGCCCGACCCAUAUCCCAGCUACAGUGCUUCCGGCCAGGAGCCCGACCCAUCUCCCAGCUGCAGUGCUUCCGGCCAUGAGCCCGACCCAUCUCCCAGCUACAGUGCUUCCGCCCAGGAGCCCAACCCAUCUCCCAGCUGCAGUGCUUCCGGCCAUGAGCCCGACCCAUCUCCCAGCUACAGUGCUUCCGGCCAGGAGCCCGACCCAUCUCCCAGUUGCAGUGCUUCCAGCCAGGAGCCUGACCCAUCUCCCAGCAAGGGACAAGCUACACAAAGCCAUUCACAUGAUGUGA